AUGAAUGGGGAACUGUUUGCUGGCAGGAUUCCAAACGAGAUAACAAUCCCUCAAAUGCUGGAAAAAUUCGGAAGAAAAGAAGUGGAGUUGCUGAAAAUUGAUAUUGAAGGAGGAGAGGUUAUUGCUCUGGAACCGCUCUUAAAGGACUAUUUUGUGUGUCACAUUUUCAUCGAAAUCCACGGAAUGCCAUCUGAUCAUUUGAGGAUGCUCCAAAUUAUUGCCAAAUACGGCUUCCGGAUAUUCAAUGUCGAUGAGAACUUAUUGUGCCCGAUGUGUUGUGAAUACAGUAUGAUUAAUGAGUUGUGUAUGGCACAGUUUGGAGUUGUUCCAUUGGCUAUUACCAUUCCACAACAAAUUGAUGUUAGAAGAAUGGAUCACUUGGAUGGAAGUUAA
This is a messenger RNA of Caenorhabditis remanei, 393 nucleotides long. RefSeq lists its product as uncharacterized. The transcript has 3 exons. Lineage: Eukaryota; Metazoa; Nematoda; Chromadorea; Rhabditida; Rhabditidae. The record is from RefSeq and is a predicted model, not a curated record. The coding region runs from base 1 to 393 and encodes 130 amino acids.